GCAAACGCCGUCAUCACGUCGUUGAUGCAAUUUUUCUUUCCUUACAUAAACAAUAAGAGGGCGGAAGAAUAUCCAAAGACGAUAUUGUGUUGUGCACGAUACCAUAUUCUAAUUGCUAUUGGCUCUAUUGAUCGUGGGUUCGAUGCACGUCGAUGUUGCAAAUGUAUACUAUGAGAAAUUUGAUCAGUCCAACUGUGUAAUAUAAGCGUAUUGUGUGAUCGUUUCAACUCGGCCGUUUAUUUAUCCCGUAAUUCAAAAUGGUAUAAGAACAAAGACGAAUACACAGCACGGACGCCAUCAUAACAGAAAUCGUGGACAGUGCAGAAUUAUAGAAACUCACCUUCAGCAAACAUGUCUACAAUUUCGACAACCAGGGUAUUGGCUGUCGCUGUGUAUUUAUCGGCCGCUAUAGUACCCAUAUUUACUACGACUCAGUCAACUUCGAAUGGAAACGACGACCCAAAAGAAUCAGGACUAACGUGGUGGCAAAUAUCUCUACUUGUGGUUGGAGGUUUACUUGUUUUUACCUGCUGGGGCUGUUAUUUCUUCUUUAAACACCGCGAGAAUCAACAGGCCAAAUUCAAACCCGUGGGCUCAGCCAAUGGUGACGACCCCCGGGUGCGUUCAAACUCUGACACAGUAGCAAUGGAGCCCCCUCAGGCAUCACCAGACAACACUGGGAAUGUGGAAGACUUGCAAGAUCCUGUUGAAAUGCGUGUUGAAAACACGCAGGAGAAUACGGACACACGUAUUGUGCCGCCAGACGAAAUUAUCAUUGAAAAUAUAAAUGAAAAUCAGCCGAUGACAUCUAGGUCAGCAUAUGAAUCGAAACUGAGUGAGAUGCCUGCGCAUGAGCGACGUGGGAGUAGUUCGCGAUAUGCGGCACUGGAUGAAGAAAUUGAUUAUCAGUGACGUCAGUCAGACUGGAGCAACAAGUGACAUAAUUAUACUGCGAGGAACAAGAUUCAAGUUGUACGUGUACGAACACUCGAAAAAAAAAACUUUGUUCGAACAUGUCAGUGGCAUGGUUCACAUAAGAAGUUAUAGAGAAUAACGCCAUGGUUAUGGCACAAACGAAGGAUUCGUGCAUUCUAAACGCGCUGUUACGCAACCAGGACAUGUCGAUACGUGGAAGUACGCACACCCACCUUUAUAUCUUGUUGAGUCGUGGUGUCGAUGAAAGCUAAAGUGUCAGUGACUUAGGCUAGAUAUUUUUGACCGAUCUCUUAACACGAAACGAUAAUAUAUGAACGUAUUUAUAUUUUUAUGUGUUAGAUUACAUGUAUAUUCUUUUAAUUUUGAAUCGGUGCACCUUAGUACAUAUAAUUCAAAUGUUAGUAAUGAGAAAUGGUAACAGAUUAAUAAUUAAUAUUUCACAUUUUUUAAUUUGUCAUGUAAUAUUAUCUCAUAUUUUCAUAAAUUAUAUUUAUUAUACAUACUGUCACAUCUUAGAAAGUAUAUUAACUUGAUUUUGUUAUUGCAAAAGUAGAUAAAGUUUCUGAUAUAGUCUAUGGAAAAUGUUUUUUUUUAAAGAUAGGCCUAAAUGUCAUUUUUAGAUUUUUAGAUAUAUGUACGAUAUGUGGUUUACGAAUUGUUUUAUUGUAUUCAAUGUAAGCAUGAAAUAUUCAUGUCAAUACUAAAACUAAUUAAGUUCUUAUAAAUAUAAUCAUUAUUCAAUUAUUGGAAAUAAUAAAGUGUUUAUUGGAAAUACUUGACAUUAUCGAAAUCAGACUCAUCGCCGCCUAUGCAAUUGUCAUUUCUCUACAUACUCCGAUUCAUUUGUGGUUGACACGAAAGUUUAAAAAGGGUGAAAGUUUAAGAUAUAUAUUUUUCCACUCUUGGUAAGCCAACAUAUCAUUCAUUUACGCAUAUCAUUCUAUAUGUAUUACUUUAGUUCGUUUACAGUUUUAACUAGUCCUAUGCACAUUUAUUUAUAAAUAGACUCACAAAACGUAUAAUCAUCAUUAUCUUCAUCGUCAUUAUCAUUUAAUUAUUAUUAUUAUUAUUAUUAUUAUUACAAUUCAUGAAAUUAAUCUAAAUAUCAAUAACACAUAAUUUGAUUAAGGCGAUGUAAUUUUGAAACAAUGACUACAGAAGAGUUGAUAAUUGUUCAUCCUCUGGUAAAGUAAAACUAGUAAAUAUAAUCUAUCGGUAAUGAUCUGUUGAAAAUGAUUGACAAUUGAGUCAAAAAGGAGAUUUUUUCCUAUAGGGCCUAUAUUUCAUGAAGCUGUAUGUGUUUGUAUAUGUAUAUGACCUCAUCAAUGCCGUAGCCAAGAUUUUCAAACAGUUCGGGACAAUUUUAGGGUGGACCCACUUUACGCCUUAAUUGACUAAACAUUGUUAAAGGUGUGGUUAGAUUAUGUCGAAUAAUAACGUAACCAAGCGUUGCAGCAAAUUUAGUUGGUCAGAAAUUACAUUAGAAAUACGUAUUCAUGGUUUUUAAAAUCUUUGAACACCAAACUGCAACGUUUUUAUAACGUAAAAUUUGUGCAUGAGCGCUGGUAAUUAAGAAGUAAGUCACUAAAAUUGAUAAUCAUUCUAUCAAAAUUUCUAACAUUGAAACAAUAUUUUUACUGUAAAAGACGGUUUUUAUAUGUGAGUUAUUAUGCUAAUUUAUUCUGAAUGACUUUACCAACGAUAAUCCCAUCAACUUGCCAAAACAAGGUAUGUGCAAUUGAUGUUGUCCCAAUUCUUUGGGUAUACUGAGAUAUCUCGUCUUUAUAUUCUAAAGAACAUUUUGUAUUUUUUAUGACAAAAUUAUCAAUAAUCAUUGAUAAUGGAAUGAUCUCUGUUUAUAACAUUUAUUAUUUGCAUUCAGAAAACUUAUGUUUUUAUCAGAGUGUUAUAAAUUUCAGUCACCACUUGUUUCAAAACCAGUACUAUUAUGUUAAACAUUAUAAUCAACAUAAUUUUGUUUUUAAUGAUUAUUGUAAGUGUUAAUAUAUAAGGCAACUAGCUUAGUAUGUAUCGGGAGCUAAAACUAAUCUUCGUGUAUUAUUUUGAUAACUAUUUAUGAUGCUCUUUAAUCAUCCCUCAAAAUAUUUGAUGAAACUUAAAGAUGUUCUUUGAAUUGUUUACUAAUUGUGAGUAUUUGUUUUGAGUAGGUGUCAUUGUAAUACAUUUUGACGUUUAUGAUAUUCAAUAAAACGGUUGGAAGUAGA
Anneissia japonica is the source of this 3161-nucleotide messenger RNA. RefSeq lists its product as uncharacterized. NCBI's taxonomy places the organism in Eukaryota, Metazoa, Echinodermata, Crinoidea, Comatulida, Comatulidae. The record is from RefSeq and is a predicted model, not a curated record. The transcript is spliced from 4 exons. Bases 352 to 912 code for a protein of 186 amino acids.